AUGCUGCCACCUAGAGCGGCUCAUAACUCCACUGAAGGUUGCCUCUGUGCAUCUGUGUCUGACGCCAAUGAGCUACGACCAAAGAAAAGUCACCUGCAGACACAGCAUCCAGUCAAACUGAGAAUACCAAUGGACACAUCCACUCACUCAACAAGUCUUCUAGACAGUUAUGGAAUUUAUGUAAAUAUGGAGCUCAACUAUGAUGGUUCUCGACUGAGAUCAGACUCGGAAGAAACAGAUUAUCACAAAGAAAAAAAGGAAAGUGACAGUCCAAAAAUCAACCCUCAACCUGAAGGGCAAAUCAACAAUGGAGAACUGUCUGAAAAGGACCAAGCAGUGAAAUGCAUUGUCCUGUCAGAUCCAGGUCUAGUCAUUCGUACUGCUGAGAGACUUCAGGGUUCUGCCUCUGCACUCAUCCCUGAAGUGGAAAGCAGAAAAGCACUUCGUUCUCCAUCCAUGUUGUCAGCUCCUCUCCCACUUCCCAAGAGGUCACCUGCAUGUGAGAAAAAGAAUAAAACUUUGAACUCACUGGCAUGCCAGACAUCUCCAGUAUUGGAUGGAGUCAAAGGUAACAGUCCACACAGGGGUCUUUCCCCGUUGGAAGUACCUGACAUGCACAACUGCACUGCAUCUGGAAUUUUACCAAAAGUGGAAGCAAAACACCCACCACAGCUUCCUCUAAGACCUCUUACUAAAUCACCUAUAAAACCUCCAAGACCCAAUACAUUAAAGAGGGCUGAGACAGAAGAAGGAGAGGGGAGAGUGAGAGGACAGGCAGAAUGGAGUAAAGAACAGAGGAACAGACAGGAGCAAGAUCUAACUGAAAGAAGUCAGAAGACUGAGGUGAAUAAACAAACAUCUGGCAAAGAAUGUCAUUUGGAUGUGGGAAAGCCUCCGCGACAGAUGUUGGUAGUAUUUACAGACAUAGGAACGGAAGAAGAUGUCAGAAAUAUUGGACUGACCUUUCCAACCAUGACAGAAAAUUCAUCCCUGCUAGCUUCGGGAUGCUCAGACCUUACCUCAGAUGUAGAACCUGACAUGGCAGCAACCAACAGAAACUGUACGUCUACAGUUUCAGCAAAAAAAGAAUCAAUAAUUCCACUACAGCCUCCACCAAAACCACCUCAAAAACAUCCCCCAAAACCACCCAUCAAACCUCCACAUCUCUUCAGUGCCAUGAAGUCUGUCAUAGAAGAGGAAAAGGAGAGAAGAAAGCAAGAGGAUGAAGAGUGGAGAGACUUGGUGGAGGAGGAAAGGGAUAAAAAAGAAGGAGACGGAGAGGACAGAGGUAAGGUACACAGAGAUUCCAGAGGUGGCGAGUUGAGCACUACAACCAUGACAGAAAAACCAUCACAACUUGGACAAACAGUAUUGGGGUCUGUCCCCAAAUUCUGUCUCAUGCCUCCUUGUAGAGACAGACCAAGAUCAGUAGUCACAGCUGAGAACCAAACUCUUGAUCGUAAGUCUCAGCACCCAGGAAAUCACCAGAACAAAGCAAAUGGACAGGUCCAAUCUGGUCCACAAGAGGUUCCUUCUCAGAUCAGCCCUACAGGGACAGAUACAAAUGUGGAGACACUCAAAUGGACAGAAAACAGCAAAGAAAUCCAGAUAUCUGGGACAUGGGGACGAGACUCUGAUGUGAUUUCUAAACUCCCAUCUGGAUGGGAGGGGACAAAGGUGGAAGGGACAAAGUUGGAUCCGUUUGAGCUGGGACUGAAGAGCUCAGAGGACGCACAGGAAGUUGAUGGGACACUUAUGCAUGGAGAACCAAAGCAAACAAACCAAAAGACCAACACCAGAGGGAAAGUGAAAAAUCUUGCCAAGAAGAUGAUUGGUAGAUUGAAAGAGGGAAGAGAAGAGAGAAAAAGAACCAAAGCGACAGAGAUGGAAAUGGAGGACAGUGAAUUAACACAGGAUGAAAGGAGGCAUGGGAAGGAAGGAUGGAUGAAUGAUGAGGAGGAAGGGCCGGAUGAAGAUGCUGUGGACCAUUUAGCUCCAACAGAGACACAGAGACACGUGGACCUGAUGGAGAGGAGGAUUAAAGGAGGACAUGCAACAUCUUACAGUCCUUUCGCCUCCUUCGAAGUGGGCAGUCCAGUGAAGCUGGUGGAGGAGCUGCUGACAGGUGAUGAGAGGUUCCAGUUCCUGAACAGAGACCAGAGCUCCACACCUGACCCCCCUGACACAGAAGAGCCCAGUGCUGACCUCCAGUUCACUCUGGAUGAGUUUGAAGGAAACUCCUCUGUCUCAAAGGAGGAAUCUGUUUAUGAGAUUAUCGAUUGUUCAGAUAUGAUGACAGAGGAGAGCCAAAUAUAUGAGCAACUGGAUCUGAACAGAGCGCCCAGUCCAGUACCGCAGAGUGAAACCAGUGAAACCAUUCCACUGACCCCCAGGACCAAAAACAUUUAUGACACAGUGAAGUUUUUCCCGCCUGCACAGCCUACAGUCACACACAUGACCUUGUCUGAUAUAAAGUCUCAGGGAGUUCUGGACAGUUCAGUUCAGAAGUAUCUCAUCAAGCUGAGCAAGAAGAGGAAACACAGAACAGGACGGAGACAACGUGGUGACAGGAGCAACGACGUCGUCAGGGGGUCUCUGUCCUCCACCACUCCACAGCAAAUCUUCCCUGCCUCCGUCUUCUACUGCGUCCCAGCUGCAGGAGGAGAGGUGGAGCAGCAGCUCUCUGCGGUGAAGUGUGGAGGAAGCAGCCCCAGAAGUCUGGCCAAGUUAAAGAUACCUCUGAAAGAUAAAACCAUCCCAAGAGUAGCGCAGCCGAAGGAGGACAGAGGGAAGUAGAGGACGCUUCGCCAUUUUAUUCAGUGUGUUACAGUGUGAUGUUAGCGGUUUUUGUACAACAAAGCUAAAACAAUAUACUUUUCUGCUCUGAUCUCUAAUAUACCAGUGCUAACUUUUUUUUAUGCUAAUAAAUUUAAUUGGAUGUUAUUAUGCAUUUAAAAAGAAACAAAAUUAAUCUAAGCCACCAUCACAUCUACAUCAUAACCAUUCAAAUUUAAAUGACUGGUAGUUAAUGAGAAAUACAGCACUACUUUAAAUACAGAGAUGCAAACACAUGUAGAUAUGUAUUUAUUUAUGUUUCAAAUUAUUACCAACAUCUACUUAGGCUAUUUAUUCAUUCACUGCAUUUGUAACUAUUUGUACAUGUAUUUACCUCAGUGUUUAUGCAUAUAUUUUGUGUUUCAUUUGUUAAUUGAAGGAUUUUCUUUCUGCAUUUAUAAUUUUUCAUACUCUGUACUUGAAUCUCUGCUUUCUUAUAAAGAUUUCACUGUUAAAUCUGGAAAAUUAGAAAUUAUAUGAAAUGUAUAGAAUAUAACUGCUCUUUGAUUAUUCACAGUUGGAAUUAUAUUUGUCUUUCUAAGUCAUGUACACCAUAAAAGGUGCAGCUGUUUCACUUUAGUUUGUGGACAACAGAGGGCACUGUUGCUGCUUCAUUGAACACAGUUAACAGAGGAGCUGCUCCUCUCAUACAGUCACACAGGCCUUUCUCACAGCACAGGUGUUACUGAUGACACUAACGAUGGCUCUAUUCUAUCCUAGUGCUCCACUGAGAGUUACACUGAGUCAGCAUGCACGAUACCAGGACCAAGAAAUCAAUGGAGCUCAAUGGAAUUCAGCUGUAAUUAAUUUAAUUAUUUACACCUGUGCUUUUACCACUGUGACAAGUCAACAUGUCAUCCAUGACAAAAAGCCUGCAGUUUGUGUUUUCACUUUGGGAAAGCAGAGCAAAAAGGAGCGGGUUCAAACAGACAAUUUUCAUUUUUUGGUCUCUCUUAUUAGAUAGUCACCAAAAUAUCAGACAUCAUAUCCUCAGAAUAAAAUGUGCUCUUAAUAAAACACUUCAAAGUUUCAGGUUCAGGUUCAAAAUGCUUUUGGUUUAUUAAAUUACAUGGAAAGCAAAGAUAUGAGGGCUAUUAGAUAUGAUGAAUGUACAAUACAGGUGUUGUUCCAUGAGCCUUUACUGAGCAGGGUUUAAUGUCUUUUUUGUUUGUUUUCCAGAAAUCUACCUACCCAAAGUCAAACUGUAUGUGCCCCUAUAUAAAUUGUUUUAUUUAUAAACAGUUAUCAAAUAACAAAAGAUUAACUGGGACCGCUGUGCCACGUGCAACUCUCAACAGAGAUGAGAAGGAAGCAGCGUUCAUCUUCUCCAGAAACGUUUCUUUUUUU
This is a messenger RNA of Epinephelus fuscoguttatus (brown-marbled grouper), 4182 nucleotides long. RefSeq lists its product as uncharacterized. Lineage: Eukaryota; Metazoa; Chordata; Actinopteri; Perciformes; Serranidae. The transcript has 8 exons. The coding region runs from base 1 to 2796 and encodes 931 amino acids. The record is from RefSeq and is a predicted model, not a curated record.